This is a messenger RNA of Ruditapes philippinarum (Manila clam), 3144 nucleotides long. RefSeq names its product mucin-5AC-like. The record is from RefSeq and is a predicted model, not a curated record. The transcript has 9 exons. Bases 1 to 3144 code for a protein of 1047 amino acids. NCBI's taxonomy places the organism in Eukaryota, Metazoa, Mollusca, Bivalvia, Venerida, Veneridae.
AUGAAACCGCACGUGUGGGAAAAUAUAAGUAACAAUACUGAUACACAAAACAAAACAGUUCAGACACGAAGCAAUGAGCAAUCAAAUAAAAGAAAAAAUUGCAAGAAGGAUAACAGACCAAUUGGACAUCUCAUUCUCCUAGCUGAAGUUGUAACAAAAUGUCCAAGAAAAUGUCGAGACAGAAAAAUAGGCACAUUGAUUAUCUUGGCGGAUGUCAUAAAUGAUGCGUGUCAAUCGUCAUCAUCAAGUGUGGUGUCAUCAACACCAACAUCAGUUGCAUCAUCCACUCUUUUUUCCUCGACUGUUAUAUCAUCCCCUUCAUCAUCAUUAUCAUCAUCAACUAUUAUUUCAUCGUCAUCACUAUCUUCAUCAACAAUAAUAUCAUCGUCAUCACUGUCAUCAUCAACAAUAAUAUCAUCGUCAUCACUGUCAUCAUCAACAAUAAUAUCAUCGUCAUCACUGUCAUCAUCAACAAUUAUUUCAUCAUCAUCACUGUCAUCAUCAACAGUAAUUUCAUCAUCAUCACUUUCAUCAUCAACAAUUUUUUCAUCAUCAUCACUGUCAUCAUCAACAAUAAUAUCAUCGUCAUCACUGUCAUCAUCAACAGCUUUUUCAUCAUCAUCAUUGUCGUCAUCAACAGUUAUGUCAUCAACGAUAAUAUCAUCAACAUCUUCAAUUUUAUCAUCAUCUUCAACUUUAAUAUCGUCAUCUAUUUUGAUAUCUUCAUCAGUAUUGCCAUCAUCAAUUACAAAUCUAUUUACUUCAUCAUCUGUGUUGCCAAGUGUAAUUUCAACUUUAAAAACAUUUACGUCUACAGCAAGAGAGUCGCUGCCAUCUUCAAUUUUAACAUCAACAGAGUCAACUAGGUUGCCAACUGAUAUUUCAUUUGCUUCUUCUUCAAAAUUUACAUCUUCAGUUUCACCAGUCACCUCAUUUACAUCAACUUAUUCUACGUCAUUGUCACAAAAUUCAACAGAAAUCACAUUAGACAUUUCAUCUUUUUCUUCAUCGAAACCACCUGUAACGUUUUCAACAACUGAAAUACCAGUCUCAUCGGCUGAAAGUGCAUCUCUAUCUCCAACGUUUUCGAACACUUUUAAGCCAAGCACAACUUUGUUGUCCAUAUCUACACAUAAACCAAGUAUUGUGACAGAAAUUUCAACUGAAGGAUUAUCGUCUCCAAUCUCUACCGCAAUGACAGACAAUUUAAGUUCCACCUAUAAAUUUUCAAGUACGCUAUUGUCAUCGACUUUGUUACAUAGCACAAGUGAAACACGUGCAGUAUCUGGUGCAUCUACUACAGAAAUUUCAACAUCGUUAGGUACAGAAUUUACUACUGAUUCAGAUGUAUCUUCAAUUUCAAGCAAACAAUCUUCUGAGGUGCCAAGCAAAGGUACAAAACUUACUACUGAUUCCAAAUUUACAUCAACAUUUAUUUCACCGUCUUCUAAACCACCAAGUACUGAUAGCGCAUCAUCAAUACCAACGAAUACUACUUCAUCAUUACCAAUGGACAUCACAUCAUUGUCAACUGAUGUACCUUCUUCAUUUCCUACAGAUGCUUCAUCGUCAGAAUUAACAUCAUUACCAACAGGAGUUACAUCGUCAUUACCAACAGACGUAACAUCGUCAUUACCAACGGACGUAACAUCAUCUUUAUUUACAAAUUUAACAUCAUUGCCUACCGGAAUUUCUUCUUCCCUACCAACUGACGUAGCGUCAUCAGUACCAACAGAUAUAACAACAUCUUUACCAACAGAUGAAACAUCAUUACCAACGGGGAUGUCUUCGUCCUUACCAACAGACGUAACAUCAUCAUUACCAACAGAUGCUUCUUCAUUAUUACCAACAGAUGAAACAUCAUUGUCAUCAGGGUCGACUUCGUCAUUGCCAACAGACGUAACAUUAACAUUACCAACAAAAGCAACAUCAAUACCAACAGAUGAAACAUCAUUGCCAUCAAGGGUUACUUCGUCAUUACCGACAGACGUAACAUCUUUGCCAACAGGGGUUUCUUCUUCAAUACCAACGGAUUUAACAUCAUCAUUACAAACAGACGUAACAUCAUCUUUAUUAACAGACUUAACAUCAUUGCCUACCGGAGUUUCUUCGUCCGUACCAACAAGCGUAACAUCAACAUUACCAACAGAUUCUUCUUCACCAUUACCAACAGAUGAAACAUCAUUGCCAUCAGGGAUUACUUCGUCAUUACCAACAGACGUAACAUCAACAUUACCAACAGAUACCUCUUCAUCAUUUCCAACAGAUGAAACAUCAUUGCCAUCAGGGAUUACUUCACCAUUACCAACAGAUGAAACAUCAUUGUCAUCAGGGAUUACUUCGUCCGUACCAACUGGCGUAACAUCAACAUUACCAACAGAUUCUUCUUCAUCAUUUCCAACAGAUGAAACAUCAUUGCCAUCAGGGAUUACUUCAUCAUUACCAACUGAUGAAACAUCCAAAGUUACUUCAUUUUUAUCAACAAACAAAACACCAAUAUCAACAAUUGUAACAUCAUCGUUACCCACAGAUGUAACAUCAUUUGAAAGAGUGGUGACUUCGACAAUACAAACAGAGGUAUCGUCAAUAUUUCCAACAAAUGUUACGUCAACAUUACCAACAGAGGUAACCUCAUUGUUAACAAGGUUUUCUUCGUCCUUAACAACAAAUGUUACAUCAUCUUUACCAACGGAUGUUACAUCACCAUUACCAACAGAGGUAACAUCGUUGCCAACAGGGGUUAUAUCGUCAUUAUCAACAAACGUACCAUCAUCAUUACCAACAGACUUAACAUCAUUAUCUGUUAUUUCAUCGUCAUCUUCAACAGAUAUUACAUCAUCUUUAUCAAGAGAUGUAACAUCUACAUUAUCCACAGUUGGUACAUCUUUAACAACAAAUAUAACACUAGCAUUUACUACAGUUGCUACAUCAUUAUUACCAACUGAUACUACGUCAUCGAUAGCAACAGAUAUCUCAUCAUUAUUGACAGAAAUAACAUCUUUUUUGACAACUAAUUUAACAUCAUCAUUAUCAACAUUGUAUACUGGAUCAAGUAUUCAAGUAGCAAGUUCAACGUCACGGGAAAGCUCAUCAACAAUAAUUCAUAACAGUACAAUUCAAUUAAGUACAGGUGAGAAUAUAUGA